This is a messenger RNA of Beauveria bassiana ARSEF 2860, 2679 nucleotides long. RefSeq lists its product as uncharacterized. Lineage: Eukaryota; Fungi; Ascomycota; Sordariomycetes; Hypocreales; Cordycipitaceae. The transcript has a single exon. Bases 1 to 2679 code for a protein of 892 amino acids. The record is from RefSeq and is a predicted model, not a curated record.
AUGCUGGCCCUCUUGGGGUUUGCCUGCCUCGCGGCUGGCUACUCCAUUGCCGGCUCCGUUGAGCGCAUGUACUUUUACUACGCUUACAAGCUCGACACUUUGACGCCGGGAAAUCAAGUGAUUGCACCGGGCUGCAAAGACUGCAACUUGGAUCAGUUCAUCAAGCACAUCAGCAAGGACAAGAAUAUCAAGGUCUCAAUCUCCACUGAGCCGUUCCCCGAAGUCGUCAAGACUGCCCAGAAGAUUGCCGAUGAGGGUCUGACGGGCGUCAUUGAAAUUGGUCAGGUCGUCAAGGAUGCCAAGAACAACUACGCCAGUCUUCUGCAGAAGGUGGGAGACCGCGUUGUUGGCAAGCUCAGUUCGAGCCCCAAGAGCCCUGAACUUGCCGCCGACUUUGAAAAGGCCAAGGCAGGAGUCUACGAGGCCAUGAAAGGAGUCUACAACGAACGUAUGCGAGCUGCUGUGGAAUCAUUCAAGCCGUUUCCGGAAGAAGCCGAGGCCUUCAAGGUUAUUGAAAAGGAAAAAGGAAGAGGCAAAAGCGUUGAUCUAGAGGCUACAGUCAAGGCCAACCCCGGAAAGACCAAAGCUCAGAUCAAGGCGGCCUGGAACGAACACAUUGCUGGCGGCCAUCAAGAAAAUCUCUCAAAUCUCCAAAAGAGUAUCACGCUGGCACAGGAACUUGUGUGCCCGGCUGGUAGCAGUCGUCGGAUGAUGAAGAGACAGGGCCUGCUCUGCGGAGAAACCAUCAUCCAGGACCAACUGGGGGGUAUCAAGGAGGCAACACCACCCCCCAAAGGCGAUGAGAUCGCGGGUCCCCCCAAGGGUGAAGAGGUCAAGCCUGGCAAGGGGGAGAAGACUCCAUCUGAGCUCGGAAAGUCUGCUAAAUUAGCCGAGGAAAUCUCGGAGAAGGAGUUUGCUGAACUUGCUGCCAAGCGUGGCCUGGACACCCUGGCCAAGGAGAAGUGGCAAAUGUCGCUGUCGGACGUCCGCACCAAGCUCAAGUACGAGCCACUCAAGCCCACGUCUCCCAAGGUGGGUGCCGGCGGCUUCAAGGCGCCCUCGAUCGGCGCGGGUGCGGUUGCGGUCGUGGGCGGUGCCCUAUGGGUGCAUGGUGUUGUUUCUGCCUUUACCCACAAUGUGACGGAGCUGGAUCGCGCUGCCGCGGUGACAGCCAUUGUGCCCUUUGUUGGCUGUGCCGUCGGAACGGCCGCCGCGGCGGAGAAGGGCGACGUGGAUGGACUCGACUCGGCCUUGUGCUUCCUUGGUGACGGGCUCUUGCUCACGCCGGCCUUUCCUGUGGGCAUUGCUAUCCACGUCGUGCGAGCCAUCAUUAGCUUUUUCAAGCCUCCGAAACUGCCUGAACUGGCCGACUUUCAAAGCCAGCGCGAUCAGACCUGGGCUAGAUAUCUGCAGGAUGACAUUUACACCUACAUCUACUCGCACGAAUCGUACUAUGAAGCUACUGGUCACCCGCGACGCUCCAAGGAAAAGACGUUUAGGGAGAAGCUCGAAAGCUCUCUUGCCAUGGAAAAAUUCGCAGUCAUCUCGAAUGGCGCCCAGACCAUUGGCCACACAGAGGCCAGUGCUCAAGACGACCUGGAGGCCGCUGAUAGUCCCGAGAAGAAAGCCGAGAUGGAGAGGGGCGUCCAGAACGCGACAGAGCAACUCCAUGAGGCCAUGUCCAAGGAAAUCGUGCGCCGGCAGCGCAAACUCCUCAUUGACAUGCCCAAGGAAUUGAAGGAGAAGCACGACAUGUCGCUGCAGCCCACGGCCGACCAGUACAAUGCCGAGUUCAUCAAGAACAUCACCACGGAACAGAUGGUCGGAAAGUACAGGACAAUCUACCCCGGCGAUCCCGAGGUGCCCGACUCCCAGCGCGACGAUUCCGGAGAGAUUCGCGCUAAAUUGCGCGGCUUUGGCGACAAGCUCCGCGAGACACCUCCGGCGCUGCCUAGGUACUUUGACCUUGCCUAUAUCCUCGGACAGUCAAGAUCACUGCUCUCUAUUGAAAAUAACACGUUGUCCGUCUCCGAAUACAUCAGAGAUGGGGCCCCAGAAUUCUCAGAGACGCAAGUCCAACUGCACACGAUCCAUCACACGCUUCAGGUCGCACGCCUGCUCAACGGCAAGAUUACCGAAGACGAGCUUUCUACAGUCUCCCCGACCGAGGAUGCCCAAGAUGCCCGCAACGUCCAGACUCUUGUUGCUCUCAAGCUUGGCAGAGUGUACGACGAGCUCAAGUUCAAGUGGGCCAGCCGCCAGUUUCACGGUGCUACUGCUUGGUUCCCCGACCAGCAAAUCAAGGGCGUCAACAAGUUCCUCACGCAGCCGCAGGUCCCUCCUGUCCCUGUGGAGACGGAGGACUUUGAAAAUACCUACACCUAUGUUUCCCUUGUUACCGGGUUGAGCGACGCCAUUGUCGCCACCCUCAGGGACAAUGCGGACGCGCUCGGUAGGGUGCAAGUGGUGAGCGUCGGCCAGUCCAUUAUGGAUCUGGCGGAGCGUCUCAAGGACAUGGUCGGCGAGUCUGACGCUCACUGGGCUGCGGCAAUUGAAGAGCUCAGGAAGAAGGAGGAGGCCGCUGACGGCGUAGCAGAAGUGCCGCCCGCCAAGCUGAAGAGGACCCUGGCCCGUUCGAGCUCUGGCUACCGUUCUGAGAUUGCAGCGUCUAUGCAGUAG